AUGGUGGCUUUGAAUUCGACGGAGAUGGCGGAACGAUUGCUGGAACUGGCCGUGGAACGGGGCGCGAUCCGCUACGGCGAUUUCACCCUGUCAUCGGGCAAGAAGAGCUCGUACUACUUCGACGGGCGGCUGCUCAGCCUGGACCCGGAGGGCGCGCACCUGAUCGGGAACGCACUGCUCCCGCUGCUGGCGGACGCCGGCGUAUCCGCCGUUGGAGGCCCUACCCUGGGCGCGGACCCCAUCGUGACCGCCGCGGCCAUGGCGUCGUGGCAGCAGGGCGCGCCGCUGCCGGCCUUCAUUGUGCGCAAGGAAGCCAAGGGGCACGGCAUGACCCAGAUGAUCGAGGGACCGGUGCCGGAGGGAGCGUCGGUCGCCAUCGUGGACGACACCUGCACCACCGGGGGGUCGCUGUUCCACGCCAUUGGAGCGGCCGAGGAGGCCGGGUGUACCGUCGGGCUGGUCCUCGCGCUGCUGGACCGCAACGAGGGCGGCAGCGACGCCAUCCGGGAGCGGGGCUACCGGUUCGAGACUUUGCUCACGGCCGGCGAGGACGGACGCAUACGGCCGGCGUAG
Geodia barretti is the source of this 573-nucleotide messenger RNA. Lineage: Eukaryota; Metazoa; Porifera; Demospongiae; Tetractinellida; Geodiidae. The record is from the annotation of a GenBank genome assembly.